AGCGAAGGAAAAUAAAAGGCCAUCUUAUCCAAUUUGUGCAGGUAGUUAAUCGAAAUAGCAAGAGUGAACCAGUGGAAGAGAGACCAAGGAAAAUGGCACUCCUUUGUGCUUCAACUUCAGUUAUCUUCUCUUCUUCUUCUUCAUCUUCAUCGGAGAGACCUUCAUUUGCUUCGUUGAAAAGGUCUAUACCCAGUAACCAAAGCUCAUUUCUUGGGUUCUUCCCUGUAGUAGCAUUGUCCAAACCUUCUUCUGCUCGGACAACAACGUUGUCUUUCUCUAAACGGAAUUUCCGGGUUUUUUGCAUGGACCUCUCUCUUGUCCCUGAAAAUCAACGUUGGAUGUUCGAGGAAUCCGAGGCUGAUGGCCCUGACAUUUGGAACAACACAUGGUACCCAAAAGCUAAAGACCACAUUAAUACUAAGAAACCAUGGUAUGUUGUUGAUGCAAGUGACAAAAUUCUGGGAAGACUGGCAUCAACAAUUGCCGUGCAUAUCCGUGGAAAGAAUUUACCCACUUACACUCCUAGUGUCGAUAUGGGCGCUUUUGUAAUAGUGGUAAAUGCUGAAAAAGUUGCCGUGUCUGGAAAGAAAAGGACCCAGAAACUCUACCGGAGGCAUUCAGGAAGACCAGGUGGAAUGAAAGUGGAAACAUUUAAUCAGCUGCAGCAGAGAAUUCCUGAAAGGAUUAUCGAGCAUGCUGUUCGCGGCAUGCUUCCUAAAGGAAGGCUUGGAAGAGCAUUGUUUAACCACUUGAAGGUUUACAAGGGCCCGGAUCAUCCGCAUGAGGCUCAGAAGCCCACUGAGCUGCCUAUACGAGACAAAAGGGUGCAGAAGCAGCGAUAAGCAAACUUAAAGCAGGGACGGGUCGAGGGAGUUAGAAAGGGAGAGUGGCGUUGCUCGCUUUCCUCACUAUUUUCCAUUUUUUUCUUCUUGUUUUGGGUGCUUGGGGUAAAAUAAAACUUUCAUUCUUCAGCCCUUAUUAAGCUACAGAAUGAAACGCUUGUUUAUUAAAUGAACCUUACUUUAGCUGUGAAAGUAAAUGCUAAACACAAGAAUUUAUGCUGCA
Messenger RNA from Hibiscus syriacus, 1065 nucleotides. Its product is annotated as 50S ribosomal protein L13, chloroplastic-like. The transcript has 4 exons. Gene Ontology annotation, biological process: translation; negative regulation of translation. Lineage: Eukaryota; Viridiplantae; Streptophyta; Magnoliopsida; Malvales; Malvaceae. Gene Ontology annotation, cellular component: cytosolic large ribosomal subunit; ribosome. Gene Ontology annotation, molecular function: structural constituent of ribosome; mRNA binding. The record is from RefSeq and is a predicted model, not a curated record. The coding region runs from base 93 to 842 and encodes 249 amino acids.